AUGCGCUCGGCUCGCAGGUGGAAGCGGCCUGUAGUGAGAGACUUAUUGCGGAAAUUCUCCAAACGGAUGAGGAGAGCUAUCAAACGGAGAAUGAAGGGAGAAAGCAGACGACAAUGGAUCGAGAGGAAUUUACACGACUCCGAAGUGGGCGUAAUGCUUGAUGUUGUUCAGUGUAUUCUGAGCUUUGUAAUGGUGAUUGCCAUGAUAAAGCUGAACUGGAAGAACCCCGACACUAAUUUCACUAUCGGGUACCUCGCGAUCGAUACUAUUAAUCUCGUAGCGACGCUAGCGAAUUUUGGUUUGAGAUUUUAUUCAGCAAGCAACCGCAGAAGCUUUUUGCUACACUGGUUAUCGGUGGUCGAGAUGAUUUGCGUCCUGCCGCUUCUGGUGGAAUUUACAACUGGGACAACAGAUUCCAUUCCACAUACCCACGCAUUUCGCUUGCUAAUGAUGUUGCGGGUUAUGCGGUUAUUACAAUUUUACCGCCUUCUUCGACUAGCAAAAAGCGCAAAACUCCGGCAAGGUCUGCUGAUCUGUCUGACAACUCUAUGCGUCAUAAUGUGCGGGGGCAUCUUUAUGCAGACCAUCGAGUACUGUGAUCCAGUACACAAAGGAACACAGAUUUCUGGCGAAACGUGCCAAGAUAUGACUUUUUUAGACGCCAUUUAUUUUGUUUGCAUUACCAUUGCGACAGUCGGAUUCGGAGAUGUUGCACCAAAAACUAAUUUGGGUAAAGCCUUCGAUGUGGCACUGAUCUUCUUCGCUGGUGCCUUGAUUCCUAUUCAAAUUAGCGGGUACUCAUAUAUACUCAGCCGAGAGACAGCAUUCGAUAAAAAGUAUGAACCUGACAAGAGCACACAACACGUCUUGCUCUGUGGCGAGGUUGAAAACGGAGCCUUGCUUUUCUUUUUACACAAUUGGCUGCAUAAAGAUGAAGAGCGUCGAACACGCCGGAAAGUAGUAAUCCUGGCACCUACAUUGCCAUCGAAUGAUUUGAGGCGAGUUCUGCUCCAUCCGGACUAUGAGGAGAGAGUGAUCUAUCUUCAGGGCUCAGCAAUGGUUGCCGCAGAUCUCCAACGUGCCGCGGCUCCAACGGCGGAAUACUGUUUUGUCAUGGUUAAAAAACACAGCGGAACGCUCGAUCAAAACGAUACGGCCGCCAACCUGAUCACGUGCUCAGUGCGCAAGAACAACCGACAUGCACCUUUGCACGUCCAAGUUUCCAAAUUCGAUAACACCCGACAUUUCCACAUUUCCGGAGCCACUGCUGUGAUCUGCUUGGAGCAGCUCAAGCUGGCGUUUUUCGGCAAAUGUCUAUGGAUUCGAGGAUUAAAUCCCUUUUUUGGAAACCUCAUUCAUAAGUUUUCCCACACCGAAGAGUGCAGAGGAUAUUGGCUGUCAGAUUACCUCUCAGGGUGUGAGCAGAAGAUAUGUGAAGCAGCUCUACCUCCAUUUUUACUCAACAUGCCAUCGUAUCGAGCUCUCGCCGUGUUGUUUUAUCGCGAAUUUGGCGUUCCAUUGGUCGGCUUACGAACCAUCGAGGACACGACCGCCGUUUACCCUGUUGAUGAACAACUGUCGGAUGGGAAUUUCUUGAGUGUUUUCUUCAUUGGCCGCGGGAACGACAUCGCCUCCAAGAUCGAAAAAAUGACUCCAGCCAUUUUCGCUCGCCACGCUGAUAUUGCUCCUGCUUCGUUGGGGAUGAGUGCCAAUCGUAACAUUCGAACAGUAGCAACCAUCCUCACUGCUGCGAUUGAGAACAAAAUUCCUUUCGGACGUCGCGUGUCAGUUGGAUUUGGUCGUGACCGUCGCAUCAGCUCAACCCCGGACAAGCCUAAUGUGAAGAGAAGCCUUCGUUUGAGCAUGUUUUCCGGUCGAGCGAUGGACAAAAUUGCGCCUGUGGACAGAGAGGACGAUGAAGCGGAUGAGCAAGCAUUUGAGAAUGAAGAAACCCCAACACUACCUUCUGCUGAAGAUAACCGCUUGGACGCUCGACGCUUUACUCCGAGGCACACAGACUCGAACCACAUCACACGCGAUGAAAACUACUCGUUAGGAAACCCGUCAGAUGCAGCCGAAUCGCCAGUCGGCAGACCCUCGAAGCCUGUCAUGCCAGUGAUUGCUUUGACGCCAGCCGAGUUAGUGAAAAAGGCAACGACACCACGUGGCCGGACGAAAGAUCCAGUUAUUAAACCUUUGUCAAGUCGAAUGCCGUUAAGUGCCAGAAGUGCCAGGAGUACAGUUGAGCGCAGUACACGAGACCAAAGCGUUCGGGAAUCUUUCAUGUAUCCAAAUGAUUCCCACGCCUCCAACUGGGAACCCGCUCCUCUUCUUCGACCGUCAGUUGCUGCCAGUGGAAACCUUCGCUCACGUAUUCGUCAUAUGUCGCUUUGCUUCCGUCGCGACCCCCCGCCAAUUACACUGAGCGAUCACUACGUGGUGUGCGGAACUCCCAGCAACUACGAAGACUUUCUGGCCAAUUUGAGUGACCUGAAUGAGAAGGUUUCAGGUGUGAUUUUUAUUACGCAGCGGCAGCUGACGGAGAAGGAUUUCAUGGCACAUCAGCUGCACGAGCGUCUGUAUUUCGUACGUGGGUCACCGCUCAGCAUGCACGUGUUCCACACAGCUCGCAUGAUGUACGCUCGGAGUAUCUUGAUCAUGUCGUACUGUGGGAUGGAGAACACUAGCAGCAUGGACCUUGAAAACGAUCUGGAGAAUAAGGAUGAGAAUAUGGCUGACGUCGACGCUAUCACUACGCACCGAUUCAUCACUGAGGCCCUGCAGAACGAGGCGUCUCGACCGGAGAGGAAUGGGACCAACGAAAAGAGGCCAAUGCCGUUUAUCGUCGCUGAAAUGAUUCGACCCAGUAAUGUCAAGUUUCUCAUUGACCGGAAUGGCUCCUUGUUCGACGCAAAGGCAGCGGCUAACGAGCCACGCCAACGCGAUCUGCUCAAGGACGUGAAAUUCCUCGACAGCUCGUUCUUCAGUCCACUCUACGCGUCAGGCCACAUUUACUUUUCCAAUUUCAUGGAUGCACUCAUGGGGUCUUGCUCCAACCAGCAACUCAUGAUCGAGAUGGUGACGCAACUUGUCAUAAGUGGGAAUAUGAGCAUAAAGAUGCCCAACCGAGUGCAAAGAUCACGACACCGAUUGACGCAGAUCCCAGCGCCCGAGCGGUAUCAUUUUCGCCCUUAUGCACUGCUUGACACCAUGACGCUAGGUAUUUAUCGCAGUGCCAACACUGCGACCUCUCCGCAGUAUGUGCUCACGAAUCCUCCAGGUGAUGAGCUGGUCACCCCCCAAGACUUGCUUUUCGUGAUCAAAUGA
Messenger RNA from Phytophthora infestans T30-4, 3327 nucleotides. Its product is annotated as Voltage-gated Ion Channel (VIC) Superfamily. Lineage: Eukaryota; Oomycota; Peronosporomycetes; Peronosporales; Peronosporaceae. Gene Ontology annotation, cellular component: membrane. The record is from RefSeq and is a predicted model, not a curated record. The coding region runs from base 1 to 3327 and encodes 1108 amino acids. The transcript is spliced from 10 exons. Gene Ontology annotation, biological process: potassium ion transport.